Tinamus guttatus (white-throated tinamou) is the source of this 907-nucleotide messenger RNA. It is a transcript of the gene RPP38, whose product is annotated as ribonuclease P/MRP subunit p38. Lineage: Eukaryota; Metazoa; Chordata; Aves; Tinamiformes; Tinamidae. Gene Ontology annotation, cellular component: ribonuclease MRP complex; fibrillar center; nucleolar ribonuclease P complex. The record is from RefSeq and is a predicted model, not a curated record. Gene Ontology annotation, molecular function: ribonuclease P RNA binding; ribonuclease P activity. Gene Ontology annotation, biological process: tRNA 5'-leader removal.
UCUUCACAGCUAAGUGGCAAAACAUAAAAGAACAUCAGGAUGCCUGUGAUUCAGCGUGGGACUGCAUCGCUGCGCAAAGCAAAGAAAAUCAAUGUGAAAAUAAGUUUAGAUGACCCCUAUGUUAUUCAGUGGAAAGCCAUAGAGGGCGAUGAUAUGCAUUUUAUACUACAGACUUUAGAAGAAAGGAUUAAACAUAUUGGACUUAAAAAGAUUGAGGCUCCAAGGAAGAAAAGACGUUCCGCUACAAAAAAGCAAAUGGCAAGAGAGGGUGAUAUUGCCAGCAGUGAACUCCCUAAAGAGGAGGAGACAGAAGGCAGUCGCCCAGAACCAGGAUGGUCUGAUCUAAAUAUCAGAAGGCAGCUGGCCAUUGGAAUUAAUGAAGUUACAAAAGCUUUGGAAAAAAAUGAACUUAUUCUCAUGCUGGUGUGUAAAUCUGCAAAACCUGACAUGAUCACAUCGCAUCUCAUUCCUCUGAGUGCAAGUCGAGCAACCCCAGCAGGUCAGGUUCCCCGUCUCAGUGAAACCAUCGCGCCGCUUCUUGGCCUAAGCUCCGUUCUAGCGCUAGGCUUUAAAAGGCAGUCUGAUAAAUUCACUGAGGUGGUGGAAGCAAUAAUUCCAAAGAUACCUGCCUUGGAAGUGCCGUGGAUUAUUCAGUACGGAGCUGAACAGUCUGUGGCAGAUGCACAUUCGGAUUCUUCAGAAACUCAAGAUCCGGAGCAGCUUGCGGAACCACCGGGGGAAGAGCCUGCAAGCCAGAAGCGGAAGCGUGCGGAAAGCAAUCAGCCUGGCUUUUCAAACGUAGUUCUGCAGCCUUUGAAAAUCAAGAAGCUUCUUCCAAAUCCCAAUAAGAUAAAGAAACCUCCUCGCAAGAAGAGAAAAGCUCUCUCAAUGUAACUGAUUUUAGUCC